Molecule: messenger RNA, 436 nt
Organism: Drosophila busckii
Lineage: Eukaryota; Metazoa; Arthropoda; Insecta; Diptera; Drosophilidae
Product: putative 60S ribosomal protein L33
Exons: 2
Coding region: 103-288 (61 amino acids)
Source: RefSeq, a predicted model, not a curated record
GUCUUCGUUCCCAAAAAUAUUAAAAGAACGCUAGAAAUAAUAUUUCCAUAACCAAAGCUGUUGAAAAUUUUAUUAUUAAAAAUUAUUGCUCGAAAUCGCAAGAUGUCGGAUAAUUUCAAGUUCAAAGAGAUCUUCGAUAGCAACACACUGCGUGGUCGCGCCAAUGUUGCCAAGGCCACUUGGGCUUCCGUGGGCAUCAUCUAUAUGCUGGUCAAGAUGCGUCGCAAUUCCAAGCGUCGCGAUGUGAAUCUAUAUUGCAAACGGUGUCAGCAAAAGUUGCUACAGUAAACAUUCAUAGAACUCCAUCAAAGAUCCUCUGGCUAUUGAUAUAUGGUACAAACAUGGCAGAUAUUCUAUUAUACUUCCAACUCUUUCCAACCGCUACCAAAUCUUGUGUGUUCCGUUGUGUGUUAAUAAAAGCAUAUAAUCAUUGUCG